Molecule: messenger RNA, 471 nt
Organism: Acanthamoeba castellanii str. Neff
Lineage: Eukaryota; Discosea; Longamoebia; Acanthamoebidae
Exons: 1
Coding region: 1-471 (156 amino acids)
Source: RefSeq, a predicted model, not a curated record
AUGGACGCCACCAUCAACUCCUCGGUGAUGCCCUUGUCACCCAAGAAACAGCGCGGCGCCGCGCCCGCCGCCAAGGGCGCCAAGCGCAAGCGAGCCGUGAAGCAGCAGCCGCCGCCUGCGCAGGACGAAGAGGUGCAGCAGCAGCCGAAGGAGAGCGAAGCCGAGAAGGGCGAAGCCGACCAAGAGGAGGAGGGCCAGGGGUCGCAGAAGAGCGCCAGGGCCAAGCGUCCGCGACGCGCCAAGAAGCAGCCGGCGCGCGAAGAGGAAGAGACGGCGGCCAACGGCGAAGAAGCCGACGAGGACCCCCUCAUGACGAACAAGAAGAGCGGCGGCGGCGGCAGCCAGGGAGGCAGCCAGACCAAGGAGGCCGACGGUGGAGACGAGGAGGAGAGCAGCGCCCCCAGCACUCCCACCAAGAAGGUGGUGCGACGGAAGCUCGCCCGCCGCACCACCCGAGGCGGCGGCCACUAA